AUGGCCUCAACGACAUCCUACAGUCAAGGAGAAACCUCGCAGCGAGCUCCGCACAGGCGAGCCAACGUCGGAUGGCUAUCCCCAUCAACCCAACCGCCGAAAGCAAUCAUCAACAGUAACUACGGCCCUGCGCUUACAAACGAGGAAUUAUAUGCUGUGGCACGCAACUUGUCAACAUUAGACCAGUUUCUUCUUCUGUAUUGCCGGCAUUUCUACCAGCAAAUUGCGUCUGGACAACUCAACUCAGGCGAUGUUUCUGCGCAAAGACUAGCUUUGAACGACUUGGAGGAUCUUCAGACAAUCCUAACUCAGAUUGAAGAUGUUAGCACCGGCCGGUGCGUGUUCAGUAGCCUCUACUUAAAGGAGAGACAUAUUCUUUACUAUUGGGCAAGAGCCAUCUCAUUUCUAUCUCAGAAUCUCUUACCGGGGGGUGAAAUACACCAACCGUCGCUGGGGAACCUCAAGAGAAUCACUGAAUAUGCCUCUGACUUAGAGAAUGCAAUACUUGGUGCAGGCUCGGCCGGGGUGCUGACAUCUGAUUAUCGAUUGGUGCUUUCCGAGCGAUGGGAUCUUCUCGAAAACGCCCUCAAGUUGUACUAUCAGCAUUCGCAAUCUCCUCGAACGGUUGCAAAAUGGCCCGACAUAGCGCGCAAAGUCCAAGCGGCACCGAAAGUAGUGCCUCAAGACAGCAAAGCAGGCCUUCCAAUGCACUCUGGUACAUUCACAACAAUACUCUGGUUGACAUUCGUGGGAACUACUUUAUCCAACAUCUGGACCUUUGCACUUGCUUACAAUUAUUCCGACCAUAAACCAGGAACUACAAAGGAUGCAGAUUUCUGGUUUCUCAUGCAAAGCUGUAUCACGCAGGGGUUUACCUUAAUCAUCUCAGGUAUCCCUUUAAGGGCAGAUCCUCGAUUGCGGAAGCGGACUUGGGUGCCUCCCAUGUUGCUGGCAUUGAUCUGCACGAUCAUAGCACCGCCCCUGUACCUCACGGCUCCGACGGAGUGGUCGAGCUUCGUUGGUCUUAUAGCUACAGGCAUACAGGCAUUCAUGGUUCUACAGCUUGUGACAGUGUCAGGAUGA
Fusarium mangiferae is the source of this 1083-nucleotide messenger RNA. RefSeq lists its product as uncharacterized. The record is from RefSeq and is a predicted model, not a curated record. The coding region runs from base 1 to 1083 and encodes 360 amino acids. NCBI's taxonomy places the organism in Eukaryota, Fungi, Ascomycota, Sordariomycetes, Hypocreales, Nectriaceae. The transcript has 4 exons.